Arachis stenosperma is the source of this 3443-nucleotide messenger RNA. RefSeq names its product putative pentatricopeptide repeat-containing protein At2g02150. Gene Ontology annotation, molecular function: protein binding. The transcript is spliced from 4 exons. Lineage: Eukaryota; Viridiplantae; Streptophyta; Magnoliopsida; Fabales; Fabaceae. The record is from RefSeq and is a predicted model, not a curated record. Bases 138 to 2423 code for a protein of 761 amino acids.
CCUCGCCAAUCAGCAUCUCCAAUCAUAAACCCUAAAAACGUUUCCCUCCUCACCGAAUUCUCAUCACCAUCUCCAUUACAAUCAAAGCAAUGAACUUCAUUAAAGUGAGAACCCCAAAAUGAGAAACCCAGCCGAAGAUGCUGCUUUUCCUCCGCAACUUCUUCUACACCGGUCGCAGGGCCUCCCCUUCAGUAAGCUCCUUCUCUUUCUUCUUUAACCAAAACCCUACGCGCUCAUUUCCUGUUAUCUUCACUGCUUCAACCCCAUCAUCUCAAAAUCCAAACUUUGCUUGCCCCGUCAUCUGGUUCACCGGUUUUAUGUGUGUUAUCAGAUACCCUUUUUCCUCAAAACCUUCUUUUGAUGACAUUGCUUCUGAAUCAGUGCGUAGUUUCUUGCAACAACAGGAUAGUCCUCUAAUUGAUAGAAUCUUUGAUUCUGCAUUGGCACCGGUUUUGGUGCCUAAAAUUUUGGAGAAGUUACAAGGGGACCCCGUAUCAGCAUUGAGGUUUUUCCAGUUGGCAGGGACUCGAACCGGGUUUCGCCACACUACAGAGUCUUAUUGCAUCCUGGCUCACAUUUUGUUUCGUGAAAAAUUUUAUUUUGAUGCAAAGAGAAUCAUCAGGGAGUGGAUUUUGCUUAGGGGGGAGUUUCCGGGUUGUGAUUUUUUUGAUAUGUUGUGGUUGACUAGGAAUGUUUGUAGGUCAGGCUUUGGAGUUUUUGAUACUUUGUUUAGUGUUUUUGUUGAGUUGGGAAUGCUUGAGGAAGCUAGCCAAUGCUUUUUGAAGAUGGCAAACUUCAAGGUUUUGCCUAAGGUGCGUUCUUGUAAUGAGCUUCUGCAUAGACUUGCAAAGUCAGGCAAAGGGAAAUCGUCAAUGAAUUUUUUCGAGGACAUGCUUGGGGCCGGCCUUUCGCCCUCAGUUUAUACAUAUAAUAUAGUGAUAGGUUAUUUAGCAAAAGAAGGGGAGUUACAAACUGCUAGGAAUUUUUUCGAACUGAUGAAACAGACAGGUCUUACACCAGACACAGUCACGUAUAAUUCUCUCAUCGAUGGGUAUGGAAAGGUAGGUUGCUUAGCUGAGGCAAUAAGUUUACUUGAGGAAAUGAAAGAUGCAGGAUGUGAGCCGGAUGUCAUAACUUACAACUCUUUAAUAAAUUGUUGCUGUAAAUAUGAAAGAAUUCCUCAAGCUUUUGAGUAUUUGCAUGAGAUGAAGGAAAGAGGGCUAAGACCAAAUGUUGUAACGUACAGUACUCUAAUUGAUGCAUUUUGCAAGGCUGGCAUGAUGCUAGAAGCAAUGAAAUUUUUUGUUGACAUGAUACGUGUUGGUCUUCAACCCAAUGAAUUUACUUAUACAUCUCUGAUUGAUGCAAAUUGUAAAAUAGGUGAUUUGGAUGAAGCAUUCAAACUGGCAAAUGAGAUGUUGCAGGCUGGACUUGAUCUAAAUGUCGUCACACACACUGCAUUGCUGGAUGGCCUCUGUGAAGAUGGCAGAAUGAAAGAAGCCGAGGAAUUAUUUAAGGCAUUGUUGAAAGCUGGAGUGGCUCCUAAUCAGCAAACCUAUACUGCCCUUUUUCAUGGAUAUAUUAAGGCUAAGAUGAUAGAAAAUGCCAAGGAUAUUUUAGAGGAAAUGAACAAGAAAGACUUCAAACCAGAUCUUUUGCUGUAUGGAACCAGAAUAUGGAGCCUUUGCAGCCAGAAUAAGAUACAAGAAUCUGAAGCCGUAAUACGUGAGAUGAUGGAGUCUGGUCUGACUGCAAAUAGUUAUACACAAACAACCAUUAUGGAUGGAUAUCUUAAAGCUGGGAAAACCACAGAAGCGGUAAAUAUUUUACAUGAAAUGCAGGAAUCGGGUAUCAAAGCAACAGUUGUAACAUUUGGUGCUCUAAUAGAUGGUUUGUGCAAGAAGGGAUUAGUUGAGCAGGCUGUUAAUUACUUUGGAUGCAUGACUAGCAUUGGUCUGCAACCGAAUAUAAUGAUUUAUACUGCUCUAAUUGAUGGACUUUAUAAAAAUGGUUUUGUUGAAGCAGCCAAUAAGCUGUUCAAUGAAAUGCUGGAUAAGGGAAUCAGUCCAGAUAAAUUAGUUUACACUGCUUUGAUUGAUGGGAACCUGAAGCAGGGAAAUCCUCAAGAAGCUUUGAGAGUGCAAAAUAGAAUGGUGGAAAUGGGUAUGGAGUUAGACCUGCAUGCUUAUACUUCACUUGUCUCGGGUUUUUCUCGUUGUGGUCAAUUACAGCAAGCUAAGUCAUUUCUUUAUGAGAUGCUUGAAAAGGGCAUCACUCCUGAUGAGGUUCUUCUUAUUUGUCUGCUGAGGAGAUAUUAUCAGAUAGGAGACAUUAAUGAAGCUAAGGCACUUCAUAAUGAUAUGAUGUGUAGGGGACUAAUUGCUUCGACUCUUGAUAUAAGUGUUCCCUCUGUGUGCACUUGAGAAGGCAAAUGUAUUUUACAUAACUGGUUUCCAGUUCCCUAUGUGAGGGGCCAAAGUUCAAUGGUUUGAUUGGAAUGAAUUUGGUUCUUCAUUUUAUAAUGACAAUGGCCAAUUCCAAUUGAUGCAUUUUCGAGGCACUCAUUUUCUCAUGAUGACGUAAAUCCUACAGUUUCUGAAUCUUGCAUUUCAGUGUUCAUAUAUGAAUGAGAUUAUCAAGCUUACCAUGACAUGAUGCUUUCCUAAUUUGAAGAUAUUUUAUUUCCUUUGGUGCUUGAUAAAGAUUUUAAUCGUAGCGCAAACACUUUUAGGCCUGUUAUGAAAUUGAACUAGGCUUCUAGUCUCAUUGACUCUCAAGAAGUGAUCCUGCAAGAAUUGUCAGAACAACAGAUCACUUGCACAAAAGAUGUAGAGGAGUUCAGUCAUAUUGGAUGCUUUUCUUCACUGCAUACAUGCAGAAGAUAUUGGUGAUGGUUUAGAUUUCAAAGUUAUAAUACGAGCUGGAAUAAAUAGGUGAAGAAUAAGACAGAAAUACAAAGCUAUGGUUGAAGCUGAGGAGCUUUUUUCAGUUUUCAUGAUCUUGUGUGUUAUUCCUCCCAGUGAACAUUUCAUCUUAAUGCCAUGGAUAGGCUUGGUUAUACUGAAGUGAGUCAAAAGGGUCUCUUUCAAUAAAUUUGUGGUGGACCUUCCUAAUGGAUUGACUGAUCAGGCUUCUCAGGUUCUCUUCCCAAUCUUGUAACCUAGCAAUCACACACAGUCACAACAGAUUUCAGGUUCAUAAAAUUGCUGAUUGGCCAUUAUAGGUAGAUACAUACAUUUUUACAUUUUUGUUUGAGAGUAGCAUUGAAGAGGAGGAUAGGUUGUUUCAUUUAAAUGGAUUCAUGAUAGAUACAUAAAUAGAUAGAAACUUGGGAAAAGAGUUGUAACAAAGUUUUACAAGGUGCAACAGCAACACUAUUGUAACAGCUAUUUGUUUCUUUGUAUAUUGCAUCAUCAUAUAAUGAUAAAUAAUAAUUUCAUAGA